CCCCCCGGCAUGGCCGGGCGCUGAGGGGCGCCCCCCGCCCCGCCCCGCCCCGGCUCGGCUCUGCCCCGCCGAGGGGCUCGGCGCCCAGCCGCCCGCGCUGCUCGCCAAUGGUCCAGAGCGACAUGUCCAAAUCGCCUCCCAGCCCGGCGCAGGAGGUGCAGAUGGAGCUGCUGGACAAUCCCCUGCCCGCCGCGGCGGCGGCGCAGUCUUACGGUAAAGGGGCAAGAAGAAAAAACCGAUUUAAAGGAUCAGAUGGGAGUACAUCUUCUGACACUACCUCUAACAGUUUUGUACGCCAGGGUUCGGCGGACUCCUACACCAGCCGUCCAUCUGAUUCAGAUGUAUCUUUGGAAGAAGACAGGGAAGCAGUGCGGAGAGAGGCAGAGCGACAGGCCCAGGCACAGCUGGAAAAAGCAAAGGGGAAACCUGUUGCAUUUGCAGUUCGUACAAAUGUUGGGUACAGUGCAGCUCAUGAUGACGACGUUCCAGUCCCAGGCAUGGCCAUCUCAUUUGAGGCUAAAGAUUUUCUUCAUGUUAAAGAAAAAUUUAAUAAUGACUGGUGGAUAGGACGGUUGGUAAAAGAAGGCUGUGAAAUAGGAUUCAUACCAAGCCCAGUCAAACUAGAAAACAUGAGGCUGCAGCAUGAACAAAAGGCAAAACAAGGAAAAUUCUACUCCAGUAAAUCAGGAGGAAACUCUUCAUCCAGUUUGGGUGACAUCGUUCCUAGUUCCAGAAAAUCGACGCCUCCAUCAUCUGCUAUAGACAUAGAUGCCACUGGCUUAGAUGCAGAAGAAAAUGAUAUUCCAGCAAACCAUCGCUCCCCCAAACCCAGUGCAAACAGUGUAACAUCACCCCACUCCAAAGAGAAAAGAAUGCCCUUCUUUAAGAAGACAGAGCACAUCCCUCCUUAUGAUGUAGUGCCUUCUAUGCGACCAGUAGUUUUAGUGGGGCCUUCUCUGAAGGGAUAUGAGGUAACAGAUAUGAUGCAAAAAGCAUUAUUCGAUUUUUUAAAACAUAGAUUCGAAGGGCGUAUAUCAAUUACACGAGUCACAGCAGACAUCUCACUUGCCAAACGUUCAGUAUUAAACAAUCCCAGUAAGCAUGCGAUAAUAGAGCGAUCUAACACAAGAUCAAGCUUAGCUGAAGUUCAAAGUGAAAUUGAACGGAUUUUUGAAUUGGCAAGGACACUGCAGUUGGUGGUGCUGGAUGCUGAUACCAUUAACCACCCAGCUCAACUAAGCAAAACCUCUCUGGCUCCCAUUAUAGUAUAUGUAAAGAUCUCUUCUCCUAAGGUUUUACAGAGGCUAAUAAAAUCUCGAGGGAAAUCUCAGGCCAAACACCUUAAUGUUCAGAUGGUGGCAGCUGAUAAACUGGCACAGUGUCCUCCGGAAAUGUUCGAUGUAAUUCUUGAUGAGAACCAGCUUGAAGAUGCUUGUGAGCACCUUGCUGACUAUCUGGAAGCCUACUGGAAGGCCACGCAUCCACCUAGCAGCAACCCUCCUAACCAGCUUCUCACUCGCACACUUGCAACAGCCACUCUUCCUAUUAGCCCAGGUCCAAAUAUUAAUUUACAGAGCUGAAACACCCUGAAAAAAUUGUGAACUGGAAGAAUUUCUGAGUACGAAAUUCAGUAUUGUUGUGUGCAGACUUGCUAGAUAAACUUCCUUUGCUUUGUAGAUGUACUUAUUAUUUUGCUUAAUGAUUUUUUAUGCCUUUUGGGUGUGGAUUUAUAGUUCACUUACUCAUUUUAUUAACCACAUUCUCUGGAGGAAUUAUACAGAGUUCUAAUAACACUUUUGUGAAUGCUGUGCUAUCUCCAUACAAAUUAACAGAUUCUUAUUUUAAGGACUAAAAAUGAGAAUGUGUUUGCAGUUUCACAUCUUGUUUGUAGGUCUACUAAUACAAAAGUGUGAAACAACAGGGGUCCCUUAUAAAGCGUAGAACUUUUACAUUCCUUUUGUUUCAUUUUCCUAUGGUAAUUUUCAGCUGACAUCUCAAACCUGAACCUGUCAUGGUCUUGGCAUGGAGUGGGGCUUCUUUCUAAUCACAGCGGCUGAACCCAUUCUCUCAAUAGUGUUAAGACCCUCUGUUUGGAGAAUUUAAAUUCUAUGUCUGUGCUGGUUUUUGUGGACUGCUCUGCAGAGAAAAAACAUGCCACCAGCCACUUGGCCUGGAGGAGCAACAUCUGCACUGCAAAGCAUUUGAGUCAUCCUCCCCUGGGUCCAAUGCAGCACCCCUUUGCCAUGAGACGUAAUUGGGUUUUGUGGUUUUUCAGUACCAGGUGUACAUUGUAACGAGAGAUUUGUGUUGCCAGCUGCCAGAGUGGUGUUAUGGCAUGAUGCUGACUGUGUGUAUUGCAUGGCACGAGGUGCUUGAAGGUGUGAGUCCUCCUGGGACUGUUUGAAAUUAAGCAGGUGAACACCAUACACCUCCUGUCUAUCUGAUGGAGAGCUUUGGAGCAAGCUGUCCCAACAACUGUUUUCAGGUUUUCUUUUGUAGGGAAAUAGAUAAUUCCAAAAAGAAGACUGGAGCAACCUCACACAACUAUGGUGCAGGCAAUUAGGGACUACUGAAUGGGAAUAGGAGCGAGUCAAAUGGAUUCAGUGGACACAGACCUCUCUCCUCUUUCAGCAUUGCUUAAACUUCUUUACAAGAGCCCUUACUUCUUUGAAAUUGCAAGCUGAAUAAUGAAAUGGUUUUAUUUCAAACUUCCUCCAUUUUAGGCAAAAAAACCUUAGGAGAUUGGGCCAUAAAAUUCCUGCGCUGUGGAAUGUAAUCAAAUCAGAGCCCUGAUUUGGUUAUGAAUCACAAAGCCGGACUCUAAUCCAGAUUCAAACAUUAUCUGCUCAUUGUCCCUCUAAUACUUAAGACAAAAUUACUGUUGAUUAAUUUGCCUAUAAAUCCCCAUAGCCCUAACACUGUUCUGAAAUUACAGGUAUUGGUUCUAAAUUUAUUCACUGUGCUUUUCUGCACAUGGUCGUCGUAGCAGAGACGAUUCAUCUGAGUUUGUAAAAGCAGCAUUCUGUGCAAAGCAGGUUCAGAUGUUGCAUUUGUUCUCAAACCACAGCAAUGAUGGAUUUUAUUAGUCACUAUUACAUAUAGGUACAUAGAUAUUUGGCAUUUGAGCGUAUGAGAGUUAAAGGGUUUUACAUGUGUACCCAGUUUAUGUGCUUUAAAAGCAGUCAUGGUUGUGAACUAAUAAAAAUGUGUUUACACAUCCAAAGUAGGCCUUGCUUUAGACUCUUACUCGAUUUCAUUUAUAAUUCACAUCUGCUGAGGCAUUUCUGUUCACCUUGAACACAUCUCUUCAUGUUUACAAUUACUACAUUCCUUUUCUGGCAAAUCAGAAUCAUCUUGAGAACCAUAAACACAAGAACAAGAAAGAAAUUUAACCGCUGUUUCUGUUGCCUUGUUCUCAUCUGUACCAUUUGUUUCAAAUUAGGAACACAUGGAGCAACCCAGAUAGUCACUCAGAGGUUUACAGAACAAAAUGUCUUGGAAAAUGGAAGAUUUGUCAAAUUUAUCAAAUUGGUGAUUUGAAAAAUGUUGCUUUUUGUAAGUUUCUGAUAGUACAGAUUUCUUCAUAUCCAAUUUCUUGUCAUUUUACUUUUUGGGUUGCUAGGAAACCUGCCUGCCAGGAUCUAUGGCUGAAGGACAACAUUUCCUCCUUCCCUAGCUCUUUUCCACAAAAUAGAAAGAGAUAAGUCCACAAGCUGCCCUGGAGGCAGUUCUUUAUUUUUAGACAGCUCUGAACCAUAGGAGGCAAACUUUAGACUACCUUUGGCAAAUUAAGUAGUCUCACAAAAAAAUGCCUGUAAAAGUCUGUUAAAACCUACUUUAAUUGUGUGCCAGUAGAGUUGAUUUUGGCUUGAUGUUCUUCACCUCGUACAAGAAGGAUAAUUCAGUUUCACUAUAAACUAUUUCUUACAAUUGUACAGUUAAGCUUGAAAAGUCUUUGGCUGUGGUUUGGGAAUAAAAGCAGGUUAAUGUAAUGAAACCCCCUUAUGAGUUAAAUAAUGCCGCUUGUUCGUUUUGCAGUGAUUUCAAAGCAUUAUGCUGGUGAAGGGUAGGUUUGUUAUUACCUGGUAAUUUUUUUUUCAGUCUUAAUAGUAGUGGUGUGUUAGGAAAUUCUAUGGGUGAUAAUAUUGCUCUCCUCCUGCUGUUCUCAGCAAUGGUCUGUGUUCUUGAGCUUGUAAAAUUAGGAGGUCAAAGUUUAGUUUUUCAUUACCAUGAAGAAAUGGAAUUAUUGCUGAGAAAAACAGAAGGUCAGUGAUACUAUUAGUAUCAUAAUACAAACUUUAUUUAAACUAGAUUCAAUUGCCUUUUUUUUUUUUUUUCUUAAAAAAAAAAUAAAAAGCAGCUACUCUAAAAAGGCCAAGUAUUUGUACUUUGGUUCUGGUCUGGAAUCCCCCUCCUCAGCCCUCUAAAAUCACUUACCCAUAGUAGCUGUUCCCAGGCAGGCAUCUCAACUGAUAACCUGCCCUUUCCUGGCAUCAUACGUCCUCUUUAAUGUUUCUGCAGUUUGUCCUGCUUUUGCACGCUCUCUUUUUGUCUGGAGCAUGGUAGGCAAUUAUUGCUAACUGUCAUAGUCAGAAACGUCACGGAAGAUGAGAAAGUGUCACAGAAUAACCCAAGUGCCACCCUCUGUUCUGAUCAGAGUGAAAGGAAUUGUUUGUAUUAUAAUACUGAAUUUUCAGUCAGAGUUUAAUUCUAACGUUUUUUUCUAGUUUAGAUUCAAAGUGGAUUGUUGUGUACUUAAAUUUUACUGGUUUCAUGAUACUUUCUAGUUGAAUUUGAUAUUGGGGAAAGUUUUUAAAUGUGUACUUCAUGUACGUGAACUCACUGCUGGUUGUGAUAGCAGGGAUCUCAAGGAGACCAGAGGAAUGACCAUUCAGUCCCUGAACGCAGCAGUUCACAAAUUGAAGAGGAAGCACGGGUUGAACCCGUCAAGAAAUCCCAGCAUCGCUCUUCCUCAAGCCAGCACCACAACCAUCGCAGUGGUGUUAGAGGCCUUUCUAGGCAAGAAACGUUUGACUCAGAAACACAAGACAGCAGAGAUUCAGCUUACGUAGAGCCAAAGGAGGACUACUCGCAUGAGCACGGUGACCACUAUGAUUCUCACAGGGAUCACAAUCAUAGAGACGAGUCCCAUGGGAGCAGUGAUCACAGACAUAGAGAAUCAAGGCAUCGUUCAAAGGAGAGGGACCGCGAGCAGGACCACAAUGAAUGCAACAAACAGCGUAGUCGUCAUAAAUCAAGGGACCAAUAUUGUGACAAGGAUGGGGAAGUGAUAUCAAAAAAACGUAACGACACAGGAGAAUGGAACAGGGAUGUUUACAUCCGUCAGUAACUUUUGCCUCUGGCAGUCUUGUGUUUCUUUGAAGUCUUGUAACAAUGCCCCUUGAAAAUAUCUUUGGGUUCUUCAUUGCAGAACAUAUGGUAUCCU
Falco peregrinus (peregrine falcon) is the source of this 5446-nucleotide messenger RNA. It is a transcript of the gene CACNB2, whose product is annotated as calcium voltage-gated channel auxiliary subunit beta 2. Gene Ontology annotation, biological process: calcium ion transmembrane transport; neuromuscular junction development; regulation of voltage-gated calcium channel activity. NCBI's taxonomy places the organism in Eukaryota, Metazoa, Chordata, Aves, Falconiformes, Falconidae. Gene Ontology annotation, cellular component: voltage-gated calcium channel complex. The coding region runs from base 108 to 1580 and encodes 490 amino acids. The transcript has 14 exons. The record is from RefSeq and is a predicted model, not a curated record. Gene Ontology annotation, molecular function: protein binding; high voltage-gated calcium channel activity.